Molecule: messenger RNA, 1898 nt
Organism: Urocitellus parryii (Arctic ground squirrel)
Lineage: Eukaryota; Metazoa; Chordata; Mammalia; Rodentia; Sciuridae
Gene: Tymp
Product: thymidine phosphorylase
Biological process (GO): pyrimidine nucleobase metabolic process; pyrimidine nucleoside metabolic process
Cellular component (GO): cytosol
Molecular function (GO): pyrimidine-nucleoside phosphorylase activity; 1,4-alpha-oligoglucan phosphorylase activity
Source: RefSeq, a predicted model, not a curated record
UCGCGGACUGGCCGCAGGCUGCGAGCAAGGCUACUGGCCAGAUCCUACCAGCUGUGCCUGCGGUCCUUGGGCCGCUCUGGGUGAUUGCCGACCUGCCCCUGCUGGUGGCCAGUGGCCAGGUGUGCACGGCACCUGCAGUCUCGACCCCGUGGCCCAGGGUGACGUGGGGUGGAACCCGACCAGACUCCGGAACAGGACGGGCGAGGGCCGCAGUACGGAAUAGGUAUGGGCCAGGGUCACGUUGUGGGAGCGAAAAGUGGAAGCCAGACGCAGUCGUGGAACCCAAGGGUGGACACCAGAGACACAUACAGGAGCCGAGUCGGGUCAAGGGCAGGGGGUCGCAGGGACGUGGAUGGAGGGGAGGGGAGGGAGGGCGUUGGCCUGGGCGAUAUAUGGUUCUGGCCUCCCCGCAGGCCCAGAGCAAUGGCAGCCCCAGGAACUGCAGCCCCACCAACCCCAGUCGCACCAGGUGAUGGUUUGCUGGGAGGACGGGGGGGACCUCCUGACUCCAUGCCCGGGGCCAAGCAGCUCCCAGUGCUGAUCCGCAGGAAGCGAGAUGGAGGCCGCUUAAGUGAGGAGGACAUCAAGGGCUUCAUCAGUGCUGUGGUGGAGGGGAGUGCACAGGGGACACAGAUUGGGGCCAUGCUGAUGGCCAUCCGGCUGCAAGGCAUGGAUCUGGAGGAGACCUCUGCGUUGACCCAGGCAAUGGCCAGGUCUGGGGAACAGCUGCAGUGGCCAGAGGCCUGGCACCAGCAGCUUGUAGACAAACAUUCCACAGGGGGAGUGGGAGACAAGGUCAGCCUGAUCCUGGCACCUGCCCUGGCCGCGUGUGGCUGCAAGGUGCCAAUGAUCAGUGGACGUGGCCUGGGGCACACAGGGGGCACCCUGGACAAGCUGGAGUCUAUUCCUGGGUUCAAUGUCAUCCAGAGCCCACAACAGAUGCAAGUGCUGUUGGAGCAAGUGGGCUGCUGUAUUGUGGGUCAAAGCAAGGAGCUGGUUCCUGCAGAUGGAAUCCUGUAUGCUGUACGAGAUGUGACAGCCACUGUGGAUAGCCUGCCACUCAUCACAGCCUCCAUCCUCAGUAAAAAGGUGGUGGAAGGGCUCUCUGCCCUGGUGAUAGACGUUAAGUUUGGUGGCGCUGCAGUCUUCCCAGACCAGGAGAAAGCUCGGGAAUUGGCAAGAGCACUGGUUGGCGUGGGGGCGGAUCUGGGGCUUCGGGUGGCAGCAGCCCUGACGGCCAUGGAUAACCCUCUGGGUCGCAACGUGGGCCAUACCCUGGAAGUGGAGGAAGCGCUGCUCUGCCUGGAUGGCACGGGGCCACCGGACCUGCGGGACCUGGUCACUAGACUCGGGGGUGUCCUGUUGUGGCUCAGUGGACAUGCGGGUAGCUCGGCCCAGGGCACCGCCCGGAUCGCUACGGCACUGGACGACGGCUCCGCGCGGCGCCGCUUCGAGCAGAUGCUUGUAGCACAGGGCGUGGACUCGAACCUGGCCCGAUCACUGUGCUCCGGGACCCCGGCGCAGCGUCGUCAGUUGCUGCCCCACGCCAGGGAGCAAGAGGAGUUACACGCGCCUGCGGACGGCACCGUGGAGAGCGUCCAAGCGCUGCCACUAGCGCUCGUGCUGCACGAGCUCGGGGCCGGACGCAGCCGUGCAGGGGAGMCAAUCCGCCUGGGCGUGGGCGCCGAGCUGUUGGUGGACGUGGGUCAAAGCCUGAGCCGAGGGACGCCCUGGCUCCGCGUGCAUCUGGACGGCCCUGCGCUGAGCGAUUCGCAGCGCCGAGCACUGCAGGCAGCGCUUGUGCUGUCUGAUCGCGCGCCCUUCACGGCCCCCUCGCCCUUUGCGGAGCUGAUCCUGCCACCCACCGCCGCGCAGCCUUGAAGCCCGACAGCCUCCGA